AUUUUAUUCUGUCCAAAGUUCAGGUACAUAUGAAUUUAAAGAAUCUGGAAUAAAAGAAAACCUCGAAUCCACCCAAACACUUAUCCUUCGAGUCCUUCGACCAUUCACAACCGCAAGCCAUCGCCUGCGCCGAGUCGCCACACACGCAAGCCGUCGUCUGCAUCUUUGUCUCUUCCGCCGACAUAAGCUCAGCUCAAAAUGUGCGCUACUUCGCUAGGUCUUGAGAUUGCAAGCUAUGGUUUCCCCUGGUUUUCCUUUUCAUCCAAAUUUGUGAAAUUGGUCAACUGUCAUAUGCAAUCCUAACGGAUGGUGGCAUGGCUACUUUGUGCUGUGGUGGAGGACAAUGAAAAUCUUGCACAGACUGCUUGUGAUCGGAAAGUCAACCUCUAAGUCCGCAAUCCCAUUUGGGCCGUUCAAUUUUGCCACCCAAACCCGAUGGAUGAAGCCUGCGAACACUGCUCAAACCCGACUUGAGAACCGCACCAGGGACUUGAAGCUUGACCGCCUCACUGCUAACCGCCGCCGCCUCAAUCUCAUUCUCAACCUCCACCGCCUGGUCUCCACCAGAAAACGGGGUCCCUUCGUCGCCAUACAGUCCCUGUCCAAGUUGGCGCCACAGGCCGGCAUCAAAACUCUACCGGCGGGAGCUUUCAUUAGGAAAUACCCUCACAUUUUUGAGGUAUUUACGCACCCUGCCUAUCAUAACCGAUGUUUCAGGUUUACCCAGAAAUUCACUGCCCUAAUAAGAGAAGAAGAGGUCAUGAUCGCUCAACUCGAACAGGACUCUGUCACUCGAAUAAAAAACCUCUUGCUCAUGUCUGUGAAUGGCACCCUUCAUUUGCAUUCCCUCAGAUUAAUUAGAGAUGAAUUAGGGUUUCCUGAAAAUUUCCGAGAAUCAAUAAUCAGGAAGUAUAACACCGAUUUCAAAAUGGUGGAUCUAGAACUUGUGGAAUUGGCUGUUAAGGAAUGUGAAAGACCAUCUAUGGUGGCCGAGGUCGAAAAGUGGCGGGAAAAAGAGUAUACAGAGAGGUGGUUAAGUGAAUUUGAGGUCAAAUAUUCAUUCCCUAUAAAUUUCCCAACAGGAUUCAGAAAAGGGGCAGGGUUUAAAGAGAAAUUGAACAAUUGGCAACGAAUGUCAUACAUCAAGCCAUAUGAGAAAACGAACAUCGUUAAUGUUCGUAGUUGUGGAGGAGUAGAGAGGUAUGAAAAGAGAGCUGUGGGAAUCAUUCACGAACUCCUGAGUUUAACCGUAGAGAAGAUGGUUCGAGUUGAACGGUUAGCUCAUUUUCGGAAGGAUCUAGGAAUCGAAGUGAAUAUCCGUGAGUUGCUUUUGAACCAUCCGGGGAUUUUUUACAUAUCUACAAAGGGGGAUUCUCAAAUGGUUUAUCUGAGAGAAGCGUAUGACAGUCAAGGUUGUUUGAUUGAGCCAAACAGAAUUUACAAUGUUAGAAGAAAGUUGUUGGAGGUAAUCUUAAUGGGAAGCCGAAAUACUAGAGGAUUGAACUUGGAAAGGGAAGUACAGGAGAAAGAAACAAGGAUUGUCAAAGGGAAUGAAAACAAAAGUAGCAAGGUAGAUGGUGACUUUGUCAUUCCAAUUCUAGAGAAGUGUUGAUUAUAAAUUGAUCAAUUGAUAAAUUAGUAAUCUAAAGAGGUAUUGAUGUAUUUAGUUAUUCUACAAGAACUAAUUCAUCUGUCUUAUUUUUUUAUUUAUCUAUUGCUUAAGUAAGUUUAUUGUGUUUCUUCUUCCUCUUCAUUUUCACUCUAAGCUCAAAUGUACCAUUCACUAUGUUUUGAAGUUGCAUAUGAAAAAUUUAAAACAAUAUACAUU
Messenger RNA from Cuscuta epithymum, 1828 nucleotides. The record is from the annotation of a GenBank genome assembly. NCBI's taxonomy places the organism in Eukaryota, Viridiplantae, Streptophyta, Magnoliopsida, Solanales, Convolvulaceae.